Molecule: messenger RNA, 1015 nt
Organism: Neurospora tetraspora
Lineage: Eukaryota; Fungi; Ascomycota; Sordariomycetes; Sordariales; Sordariaceae
Exons: 1
Coding region: 202-804 (200 amino acids)
Source: RefSeq, a predicted model, not a curated record
UUCAUACAAGUCCCGGAUCCUUCUCCAAUCGGCCGGCGGAUUAUCAUAGAUCUUUGAGAAGCUUUGCAACUUGGUGUCUAGAGGUACCGAAAACCCAAAAGCUGCACAUUGUCCAUUUAGAAGGACGUUGACCAUAGCAUCACUGAUGGUACAUGGAUACAGGAGGCCCAAAAAGUUCCGAAGAGAACGUGAAAUCCACGAAUGCAAAUGUCCUGCAGGGAGCCUUUACCAAACGCGCUUGUCCAACGGCGGCAGGAAAUGUACCUCUAUGAGUGGCUUUUCCCCAGUCCAUCAUCGAAGUUAUUUAUCUAUAAAGCAGUGUCGUCCUCUUCCCGAUUUUCAGCCCCCGUAUUUGCUUCCUCCACUUUCUUUGGUCUCUGUCUCGACUGUCGCUGUUCAAGAUCUUUGCUACCACUUCCAUUCCUUAUCGUCCGCAUCGCCAAGAUGACUCGAAAAGGAUACUACACCCGUUGUUCCUGUCCGGCAGGAAAGCUUUCAGCACCGGGGGUACCAGAAUUUCUGGUUACUCAUAUUCAUCUCCCACCUCAGGACAAGUCGAGCGACUCCUCGCCUCCGCAUCGUGCUGAUAUGACGCGGCAGAACCCCGGUGUACCAUGUCAAUGCUCGACCGGACGUACCCGUCUCCCUGGACGGCCCGACAUAAUCGGUCUCCAUUUCCAUGGCUUGUCUCCGACGAACACGGGGGAUCGUGAGGCUUCAACUUUGGCUGAGGACGCCGCGAACUUCAACAAACGUGAUGAGGGAGAUAUAUGGUGGGCUGGAAAAGGAACACAAGACUCAUAGGUGAGAUUCACAUCCCUUCUUUCGUACAAUUACAGGCAAUGCCUGGCUCUUGAAUGUGCCAUGAAGCCCCAAUGGCGUUCUGCUUCUAGCUAAAGCUCUCAUUCUCUUCUAGAAUUCAGGAAACGAGGAUAUCGUGCUCGUGUUGGCCGCGACUGGUGUCAUUAUGGGUGUGGCAUUACUUCCCUUCUUUCCGGUGAUACUUCCCGCCUGU